Molecule: messenger RNA, 1689 nt
Organism: Trichophyton rubrum CBS 118892
Lineage: Eukaryota; Fungi; Ascomycota; Eurotiomycetes; Onygenales; Arthrodermataceae
Exons: 2
Coding region: 51-1322 (423 amino acids)
Biological process (GO): regulation of transcription by RNA polymerase II
Molecular function (GO): DNA-binding transcription activator activity, RNA polymerase II-specific; zinc ion binding
Source: RefSeq, a predicted model, not a curated record
CAAUUAUUAUGACGGGCACAGAGUAGCUAUCUGGUUACGUACCUGGCUCGAUGAGUGGCUUGCGGCGGUUUCACGUCAAGUCGAGACAUGGCUGCGGCCAGUGCAAGAGGAGACACGUCAAGUGCGAUGAGCAGCCUCCGAGAUGCGCUGGCUGCGUCAAGAGAAAUCUACAAUGCGACUACCAGGAGAUGCAGCCAGGCCUGGAACUGCAGCGAGUCCCUCCACAUCCGACCAGCAGCAGUCUAGUCUUCGACUUCCACCCCUUGACUCGUCUGGUCAACAAUACUCACCGAACAAGCCCAUAUAUCCCGAGCAUCCAAAGCCUCAGUCUCGAUGUAGAUCUUACGCACCAGGACUCGCUCCUCCUGCACCACUACUCCUCCAUAACAUGCCAUACCCUCUUCCACCCGCUCGACCAGGCCCGCGCCUACACAUGGCAGUCUCUCGUGCCCCAGCUGGCUCACAUAUACCCGUUUGUCAUGCACAACAUCCUCUCCCUCGCUGCAAUGCACCUGGCCUCGCUCCAGCCGCAUCUCCUGCACAAAUACACCCUCCUCGCAGCCAGACACCAGUCCCACGUCAUCACGGCCGCCCGGGCCCGCGUUGCCAGUCAACAGGUCACCAGCCAGAACUGCAGUGCUGUCGUCAUUUGCUCCGCCCUCUUACUCCUCUAUGAGCUGGCCAUCUUGCACCCGUCGUACUUUGUCUCGGAACCUGUGUCUACCUCAACCUCAACCACAACUUCAACUUCAAUUUCAAUUUCAACCUCUGCUGCACGGCGGGUAGAUGAGAUCGUGCAGAAGAUGCUGGUCAUGCGCCAUCUGGUCGGCCUCUGGAAUAUAAGUAUGCCCCUGUUCAGCCAGGGCCCGGCUCGCUGCUUGCUCGCCACGGGAACGCUCGACCCUGCCUCUCCGCUAGCCGUGGAGGUACGAUCCUCUCUGGACCGGGUGCUGUUGGCCUCUACCACGCUGCAUGUACCAUCGGAUGCAUACGCUGCGGCAAUCGACUCGCUAUGGCACUGUUACAAGUGCUGCGUCCUGUCGACGCCGCCGGACUGGCUACGGGCUCUGGCUUGGCCGAACAUGGUUCCGCGGCCGUUCAUGUCGGAGCUGCUGGAGAAGAAGCCUCUUGCUCUAGUCCUGCUGGCUCAUUACUGUGCUCUGCUGGUGCUGCAUCCGGGCAGUUGGUGGACGCACGGGUGGCCGCGGCCGGUGCUUUUUGCUCUGAUCGAAGCUGUCGGUGAAAAUGGACAGGCUCACUGGAGAGAUCUGUUCGCCUGGCCUGUCAAGGUUGUUGCCAACCAGCCUGAUACUGGUGAGUGAACGCAACUGAUUGACGUCAAAUAACGGUCACUUUUACUAUGUAAAGGAAUCCCCAUGCUAUCGAGCUGUGCCGUUAAGGAUCAUCCCACGGGUGGGUUCGGCUCGUACAACCUAAUGUCGACGGGCUAACGGGCAAAGUAGUCACUCGACUCAAGGCAAUCCUACCGUGUCUGACGGGACGCCGGAGCAAGGCAUCGUCACACCCAGGCUCAGGAGAUGAUACCUGGGAACGCACAUCUAGUGUUUCUAAGAACGGCGUUUCACAGCUUCCAACCCGUUUGUAAAAUAGCAAUGAUCAGUCUCAAUCUCAAGAGAUCCUCCCUCUACGACUCUACUGCAGAUGCCCCUCGCCUGGGUGCCUGCCGCU